AUGACGGUAGAUUGCGAGAAAUUGGCAGAUGAGAUAUUGAAGCUAUUAAAUGAUAACGUAACAGAAAGAUACAGGAUAGCCGUUAUGAUUGUAGGGUUUCCCGGGUCGGGGAAGUCGACAAUAGCGGCUAAAAUACAGAGUAUUAUUAACUCAAGAUUCCAAAAGUACCUAAAAAGUAGGAGAAACAGUUUGAGAAUCAGUUCAAAUAUUAAAGAUUUAGUGAUCGAAGCUGAUAUCCCAAUAGCUUCUGAAGAUUUGUUGGAAGAAGUCCGAACGGGAUUCUUCUCACAUGUUGAAGACGUCGAAUUUACGCCUACCAAGUUCACAGAUGAUGACGGUUCUACCGUAAUAUUUGGCCGAGGAGGGUUACCAAACUCAAUACGUGUUUCAACUGAAGCAUUAGAUACAUCUUCACCUAUUGAGGUUGCCCAAAUAGUUCCUAUGGAUGGUUUUCACCUAUCAAGGGCUCAUUUAGACCAUUUUAAAGAUCCAGAAACGGCACAUAGACGUCGAGGAGCACCUGAAACUUUCGACAGUAACAACUAUUCACAGCUCUGCCAUCUGCUUGCGGGAUCUUGUAAGUUGAAGCCUAGAAGCAUAUCAGAUACAGGUGAUUUGAUGGAGGUCCUAUGCAACACGUUUGAGGAAUUGCCCUCUAUAUAUUACCCUGGGUUUGAUCAUACUACAAAGGAUCCUGUGCGUGAUCAGCACUGCAUAAAUGGGUUUACCAGGAUUCUCAUCUUUGAAGGACUUUACUUGAUGUUAAACAAAGAAAAUUGGGCACAUGUGCACAAGGCGCUGUCAAGAUCUGGACCAGUUCUGGUUUACAAGAUCGAGGUAGAGGAAGAUAUACUUGAAACUCGGGUGUCUAGCAGGCACUUGGAAGCGGGUAUAGUAGACAGUAUCAGGGAUGGAGUCCAAAAAUUCCGGGACAACGAUCUACCAAAUGGCAGACUAUCGAUAGCGCACGCUCAUGAAGUUGAAAAUGUCACCGUAAUUAGAAAUGACUGA
Molecule: messenger RNA, 1011 nt
Organism: Eremothecium sinecaudum
Lineage: Eukaryota; Fungi; Ascomycota; Saccharomycetes; Saccharomycetales; Saccharomycetaceae
Gene: YFH7
Product: Yfh7p
Exons: 1
Coding region: 1-1011 (336 amino acids)
Cellular component (GO): cytoplasm
Source: RefSeq, a predicted model, not a curated record